AUGAAUGCAGCAACCUCUCUUGCUUCUGGAUCCUUGCUUCUUUUCUUUGGUAGUGUCGCUGACCUGUUUGGGAGAAAAACUAUGUUCAUUGGCUCGAUGUUCCUCUUCGCGGUGUUCUGCCUUGGUGCAGGCUUCUCUAAGGAUGGGCUAACGCUUGAUACUUUAUGCGGGAUACUGGGGAUUUUUAGUGCGUCUGCUGUACCCUCUGCUCAAGGCAUGCUGGGUACUAUCUACGACAAACCAUCGCAGCGCAAAAACAAAGCGUUCGGGUGCUUCAGUGCAGGAAAUCCUUUGGGCUUCGUGUUCGGUAUCAUCUUCUCGGGGCUUGCGACCGAGCUUUUCAACUGGAGAGCUGCGUUCUGGCUACUGGCGAUUGUGUACCUUAUUAUCAGCAUCCUCGCUGCAAUUUUUGUGCCGAGCGAUCAUGCGAAGAAGGUUACAUUCAAUCGCGAGACGCUCAAGCGACUGGAUCUGCCGGGGACUUUGACGACAAUUCUGGGCAUCGGCAUGUUCUGUGCAGCUCUGACACUUGGUGGCGAUGCACCUAAUGGCUGGAAGACUCCUUACGUUCUGGUUUUGCUCAUCCUCGGCGCGCUCCUGAUCAUUGCAUUCAUCUUCUGGGAAAUCAGGUACCCGUACGCCAUGAUUGAUAUGAGAAUAUGGAGAGACAGGGACUUUUCACUCUUGCUCGCUAUCGUAUCUUUGGGCUUCAUUGGCUUCCCUGUCUCCACGUUCUGGCUGUCUCUCUGGUUCCAGAGGUUUGAAGGGUACAAUGCCCUCAUGACUGGUGUGCAUAUGCUACCCAUGUUUGUCUGCGGUGUUCUCGUAAAUAUUAUUGGGGCCCUCAUCCAACAUAAAGUGUCCAAUAAGUUACUGAUGGGCAUCGGGGCUUUUGCCUACGUCGUCUCGUUUGUGCUCAUAGCUGUACAACGGUGGGGGGAUUCGUAUUGGGCGUUCUCCUUUCCGGGAUUAUGCCUGAUAGUCGUGGGUGCCGACUUUCAGUUCGUGGUCACCAACAUGUACGUCAUGUCGUCGAUGCCUUCAGAAAAACAAUCAAUCGCAGGUUCGCUGCUGCAAACGCUCACUCGUCUGUCCCAAGCUGUUGGCUUUGGUAUUGCAACAGCCAUCUUCGAUGCAGUGCAGCAGAGCCCUUCUAACUCUGGUUACUACGCAAACGAUCCUAUACAGCCGUAUGUUUCGACGUUCUGGUUCGCGGCAGGCAUGGCUGCUUUGGGCGUUGUGUUGGUACCAUUCUUGACGAUUGGUACCCAAGGUCAUCAUGGGGAUAAAGGGCGGUUGGUGGAGCGAAGUAGCGAGGAUGUAUCGUCGCCAAUCCCUCAGACAGAGAAGCCGAACGAAAAAGUAUCGACACGGCAUAGCAAAGAGGUGCCAGUAGAGGUGCCUUGA
Messenger RNA from Didymosphaeria variabile, 1407 nucleotides. RefSeq lists its product as uncharacterized. The record is from RefSeq and is a predicted model, not a curated record. Gene Ontology annotation, molecular function: transmembrane transporter activity. NCBI's taxonomy places the organism in Eukaryota, Fungi, Ascomycota, Dothideomycetes, Pleosporales, Didymosphaeriaceae. Gene Ontology annotation, biological process: transmembrane transport. The transcript has 5 exons. The coding region runs from base 1 to 1407 and encodes 468 amino acids. Gene Ontology annotation, cellular component: membrane.